Molecule: messenger RNA, 1632 nt
Organism: Artibeus jamaicensis (Jamaican fruit-eating bat)
Lineage: Eukaryota; Metazoa; Chordata; Mammalia; Chiroptera; Phyllostomidae
Gene: HDHD5
Product: haloacid dehalogenase like hydrolase domain containing 5
Exons: 8
Coding region: 12-1244 (410 amino acids)
Biological process (GO): glycerophospholipid biosynthetic process
Cellular component (GO): mitochondrion
Source: RefSeq, a predicted model, not a curated record
GCGGCGGCCGGAUGGCUGUGUUGGGUGUCUUCGCGGCGGUCCGUGCGGCGCCCCGGCUGUGGCUGCGGGCGUCGCGGGCAGCCGCGGGGUUCCGGGGCUCCUUCCUUGGUAGGGGCUACUCUGUGGACCCCGCGCAGGUGAGGGCCACUCAGAGCCCACCCACCUUUGGAUUCCUGCUGGACAUCGACGGGGUGCUGGUGCGGGGCCAUCAAGUGAUCUCCGCGGCUCUGGAAGCCUUCCACAGGCUGCUGGACACCCAGGGGCAGCUGCGAGUGCCUGUGGUCUUUGUCACGAAUGCCGGGAACAUCUCACAGCAGGACAAAGCCAAAGAGCUGUCGGCCCUUCUGGGCUUCAAGGUGGACCCGGACCAAGUUAUUCUUUCUCACAGCCCCCUGAAGCUCUUCUUCCAGUACCACCAGAAGCGGAUGCUGGUGUCGGGCCAGGGGCCCCUGGUGGAAAAUGCCCGGGCACUGGGCUUCGAGAAUGUGGUCACUGUGGACGAGCUGCGCCUGGCCUUCCCUGUUCUUGACAUGGUGGAUCUCCAUCGACGGCCAAAGACCACGCCUCAUCCGAGGACCGACUUCCCCACCCUCGAAGGGGUGCUCCUCCUUGGGGAGCCCGUGCGCUGGGAGACGAGCCUGCAGCUGAUCAUGGAUGUGCUUCUCAGCAAUGGGAACCCUGGGACGGGCCUGGCAACAGCACCCUACCCCCAUCUCCCUGUCCUGGCCAGUAACAUGGACCUCCUUUGGAUGGCGGAAGCCAAGAUGCCCAGGUUCGGCCACGGCACCUUCCUGCUGUGCCUGGAGGCCAUCUACCGCAAGGUGACCGGCAGGGAGCUGCGCUACUGCGGCCUGACGGGCAAGCCCAGCAUCCUCACCUACCGGUACGCGGAGGAGCUGAUCCAGCGGCAGGCUGUGAGGCGGGGCUGGGCCGUGCCCAUCCAGAAGCUGUACAGCGUGGGGGACAACCCCAUGUCGGACAUCUACGGUGCCAACCUGUUCCACCAGCACCUGCAGACGGCCCAGCAGGUGGGCGCGGAGUCGCCGCUGGAUGCGCAGAGCUGCACCUCCAUCCUGGUGUGCACUGGUGUGUACAGCCCCUCGGCGCCGGGGCCAUCAGAGCAGCCCCCUUUCCACGGGCACCGGGACUUCGGCCUCAGCCCAGGGCUCCUGGAGGCGACCCAUGUCGUGAGCGAUGUGGACGAGGCUGUGCGGCUGGUCCUCCGCCAGGAGGGCUGGGCGUAGUACAGGGCGUGCAGCGUGGGGCUGUCCAGGGCCCCCAUGUCCCGCCGGCCUGCUGCCCAACCGGGGAUGUGCCGGUGACCUUCCCCUGCGGCAGCAGCCUCAGGGCGGUGCUGGGGCGCAGAACCAGGAUUUCCUGUGUCCAGGGCCUGUCCGACGUCCACCUGUCCUCUGCAGCUCCGUGCCUCAGUUUCCCCUCACUGCAGCAGGGUUUGGGGAAAAGAGGGGCCGUGCACAGUCGUGUGGCGCUCACCGCGGGCCCUGUGCGUGCUCGGUGGGUGACUGGUACCCAGACACUACUUUUUACUGUCCUUAGGUUUGCUGCCCAGACUACUACUGAGCUUAUUUUUUAAAUUAAAAUAAUCAUAAUAAAUAUUCCUCAUGCCCUGUC